CAGGCGCAGGGCGGGGCUUCGCGGCCGACGCGUCUAGAACCGUCGUUCGUUCGGGUUCGCUCUGUGCGUCAGAGGCUUGUUUCGGGGAUUGCUGUUGUGGUGCCUGGUGUCAGCUAUGGCGGAGGCGAUGGAUUUGGGCAAAGACCCCAACGGGCCCACCCAUUCCUCGACUCUGUUCGUGAGGGAAGAUGGCAGUUCCAUGUCCUUCUACGUGCGUCCUAGCCCGGCGAAGCGUCGGCUGUCGACGCUCAUCCUGCACGGCGGCGGCACCCUAUGCCGGGUGCAGGAGUCUGGGGCCGUCCUGCUGGCCCAGCCCGGGGAGGCGGCGGCCGAGGCCUCGGGCGACUUCAUUUCCACGCAGUACAUCCUGGACUGCGUGGAGCGCAACGAGAGGCUCGACCUGGAGGCCUACCGGUUGGGCUCGACGGCCGGCCAGGCCCCCGAGACGAAGCCCGCGGCCCCGGCCAAGGGGGGCGCCGCCGCCGCCGCCGCCGCCGCCGCGGCCACCGCGCAGCCCGAGCCGCAGCCGCCCACGGGGCGCAUCGUCUUCACGGACGCGGACGACGUGGCCAUCUUGACGUACGUGAAGGAAAAUGCCCGCUCGCCCAGCUCCGUCACCGGCACCGCCUUGUGGAAGGCGAUGGAGAAAAGCUCGCUCACCCAGCACUCGUGGCAGUCCAUGAAGGACCGCUACCUCAAGCACCUGCGGGGCCAGGAGCAUAAGUACCUGCUGGGGGACGCCCCAGUGAGCCCCUCCUCCCAGAAACUCAAGCGGAAAGCUGAGCAGGACCCCGAGGCCGCCGAUAGUGGGGAACCACAGAAUAAGAGAACUCCAGACUUACCUGAAGAAGAAUAUGUAAAGGAAGAGAUCAAGGAAAAUGAAGAAGCAGUCAAAAAGAUGCUUGUAGAAGCCACCCGGGAGUUUGAGGAGAUUGUGGUUGACGAGAGCCCCGAUUUUGAAAUACACAUAACAAUGUGUGAUGAUGAUCCACCUACACCCGAGGAAGACUCUGAGACACAGCCUGAUGAGGAUGAGGAAGAAGAAGAAGAAGAAAAAGUUUCUCCACCAGAGGUGGGAGCUGCCAUUAAGAUCAUCAGGCAGUUAAUGGAAAAGUUUAACUUGGAUCUGUCAACAGUUACACAGGCAUUCCUAAAAAAUAGUGGUGAGUUGGAGGCUACUUCCUCCUUUUUAGAGUCCGGUCAGAGGGCUGAUGGGUAUCCCAUUUGGUCCCGACAGGAUGACUUAGAUUUGCAAAAAGAUGACGAGGAUGCCAGAGAUGCAUUGGUCAAAAAAUUUGGUGCUCAGAAUGUAGCUCGGCGGAUUGAAUUCCGAAAGAAGUAAUUGGCAAGACAAUGAGGAAAGAAAAAAGAUGUGGCAAGAGAGGUUAAAAAAAAUUUUUUGUCAACGUUGUCGUUGGAACUGACACUUGUCUUCUGACCAAUGCUGCCAUUGCUCUAUGAGUCUUAGAUGUUGUAGCCAAGCAGAGUUGUGUAGGAGGAUAAAAGUAAAAGACAUUUGACAUAUUUAGAGUUGUCCCUGGCAGUAUCAGUAUGUUCAUAAAGGGAAAUCCACACCAGACAGAGGUUGGUCUUUGUAGUAGUAAUCCUUUUCUGAACGGAACCCUUGCUAUAUAUUGGUUUCAGGAGCUAGUGACAAAGUCAAAGGAGGAAAAUACAGAGCCUCUAUCCUUUGGCAGAAACUCUUCUAGAUUAUGAUAGAUUCCAAAUCAAGGAUCUAGAUAUGUGGAAAGAUUUAAUUACAAGGUCUUGAGCUUGGACGAUCCUAAACCCUUGCAUCACCUAGUGAGCUCUGAUUUCUAGACUGCUUUGAAAAUCCCAUAUUCCCUUUGCUAACUUAAUACUUGGGGACCCUGCUCCUUUGGCUGUUCUUUUCUUUCAGUCUUUGUCAGUCAUACUUGUAGCACGUGUUUCUUUAUCUACCACCCAGUUUUGUUUAAAACGCACACAAAACCCUAGAGAGUCUUAAGAACAGUCUUACUCAGUUAUCAGUAAUGUGUUUUUAUUUAUUAAAGACAAUUUUGUGCUAAGGACUGUGUUAGAUUUAUAUAUUAGUGAAUUGAUUCCUCUUUGUUGUGUUACUUUUGUUGUUGAAAAUAAAAAGAACUUUGAAUCUCCAA
Herpailurus yagouaroundi (jaguarundi) is the source of this 2138-nucleotide messenger RNA. It is a transcript of the gene TERF2IP, whose product is annotated as TERF2 interacting protein. Gene Ontology annotation, cellular component: shelterin complex. Lineage: Eukaryota; Metazoa; Chordata; Mammalia; Carnivora; Felidae. Gene Ontology annotation, molecular function: telomeric repeat DNA binding. Gene Ontology annotation, biological process: protection from non-homologous end joining at telomere; telomere maintenance via telomere lengthening. Bases 116 to 1342 code for a protein of 408 amino acids. The transcript has 4 exons. The record is from RefSeq and is a predicted model, not a curated record.